AUGGCAUCAGAAACAGAUGAAGUGUGUGAUAAUGGUGGUAGUGCGGAAAUCCAGGUGGGUGUUGAGGAUCAGGAAACACCGGUAACGGUGGUGGCAGCGGAGGCGGUGGCGGCGGUGGAAGUGGUGGACGAUAAGAGCAAAUCGCCACGACACCCGCGUUGGACUAGACAAGAAACGCUUACGCUUAUAGAAGGGAAGAAAGUUGCGGAGAAUAGGGGGCGUAGGGGAAGGCGGUCAAGUUCGGUAUUCGGUUCGGACCAGCUCGAACCGAAGUGGGAUUCGGUUGCGUCGUAUUGUAAACAGCAUGCGGUGAACCGAGGGCCGGUUCAGUGUCGGAAAAGAUGGAGCAACAUGGUGGGUGAUUUCAAGAAGAUAAAAGCGUGGGAAUCCGAGGUAAAACAAGAGUCCGAUUCGUAUUGGGUGAUGAGGAACGAUUCGCGGAAAGAGAACAAGUUGCCGGGUUUUUUCGAUAGGGAGGUGUUUGAUGUUUUGGACGGGAAGGCGUUCACUAAGGCGGCAUAUAAGCUGGCGUUGGUGACGGUGAGUGCGGACGCAAAAGACGAAAAUGUGGAUACCGACGUGGUUUUCGAUAGCGGUCGACGUGCCACGUCGACCGACGGUCUUUUUCCGGAUUCGGAUAAAAUGGAGGAUGAAGAAGCGAAUGAUGAAGGUCGAGAAAAGGACGAUAUUCCAACGAAGAAGAUCCCGGAUCCGAUGCCGAUUUCAGGCGCUGUAAGGGAACAACAGACGAAUUCGGUAUCAUGGAAAGAGACCAUGUCCCAAGAAGGAAGUAAACGAAGACGAGUAUCGACAGACGAAUGUAACGACAGAAACUUUGAUGCUCGAUUAAUUGACGUUCUUGAAAAGAAUGCCAACGUGUUGAAUGCACGGCUCGAAGCAGAGAAUACAAAUUGUCAGCUAGAUCGGGAUCAGAGGAAAGACUACAACGACAGCUUGGUAUCUGCUCUUAACAAGAUUUCAGACGCCUUAACGAAAAUUGCAGAUAAGUUGUGA
Molecule: messenger RNA, 1014 nt
Organism: Cynara cardunculus var. scolymus (artichoke)
Lineage: Eukaryota; Viridiplantae; Streptophyta; Magnoliopsida; Asterales; Asteraceae
Product: trihelix transcription factor ASR3-like
Exons: 3
Coding region: 1-1014 (337 amino acids)
Source: RefSeq, a predicted model, not a curated record